AGCCCAGCCCCACCACAGUGUGCUGUAAGAGCCCCAGCCCUGGCUUUGAGCUAGCGAAUCUAAGGCGGGGGAGGUGGGCACUUUUAUCCGCCCAAGGGUUUGGCUCAGAGUAUGACCUUGGGAUUUAAUGGGACAAACUGAUCCGAGAUAAAAUGAGAAGGAACUUCUAGGGUUUCGCUUUUAUCAACACACAAAAUGAAAAUCUGUUGAAGGUGCAUAAUGAACUCGCUCUUAGAAGUUUGUCCCUGCGGCCGCCUCGUAGGCCGCGCCGCGCGUCUCUAGCGACCACAUUGCCAUGGCUGCUCGCGGUGGCGCUGCCGCGGCCGGCGAGGGGCUGCGUUACGCAGAGUACUCGCCACCUUCGGCCCGACGGCCCGACGCGGACAUUGACCACCGGCUGGCAAGAAAUUUAAUAGCUGUAGGACUGGGAGUUGCAGCUCUUGGAUUUGCAGGUCGCUAUGCCUCUCAGAUCUGGAAACCUCUACAACAAGUAAUCACAGAAACUGCAAAGACGAUUUCAUCUCCUAACCUUUCAUCUUAUUAUAAAGGAGGAUUUGAACAGAAAAUGAGUCGGCGAGAAGCUAGUCUUAUUUUAGGUAUAAGCCCAUCUGCUGGGAAAGCCAAGAUUAGAACAGCUCACAGAAAAAUUAUGAUUCUGAAUCACCCAGAUAAAGGUGGAUCUCCUUAUUUAGCAACCAAAAUAAAUGAAGCAAAAGACUUGCUAGAGUCAACUACCAAGCACUGAUCAAAGCUCAAGGACCAAGCUGAAGGAAAAGUACAAGGAACUUAAGAAAGCAGACCGCAAAUUAGUGUAAAGUACGGUGUUGGUUUUCCUCAUGUGGGCCACAGUCACUCUUCCAUCCAAGCAGUACAACAAUAAAGGCUAGACACCUUUCUUUUCUCUUAAAGGAACUGUGUAAAUGCCUAGGGGAAAACUGCAUAUUUUUCUUCACUUUCUCUAUGAUAUUCACAUUUUUUAAAAUUUUAUGUAAGUCCUAAACUCUGUACACAAAUGUACACACACAAGUGUGCAAAAGUAUAAUCAUAACCAAUGCAAUUGGGAUUUGUGAACAAUGAGUAGAAAUUUUCUUGCUGCUUAUGCUUGUCCCCUUAUUGUCCCUCAGUUCUUCAGAGGAAUUUGGGACUUUGCCUGUCAGGUGCUUUAAAUGUUUUGAGACCAAACCCACUGCCACCCCUGGGAAAAUAAUGUGGAAUGUCUUGGAAUUUACUGGUGAUUUGUAAAACAGUGGCUAGGACUUGUUAAGUAACUGUGCUCUCUCUGGGACCUUAUAGCUGAAGCAUGAGAACUUCGAGAGCCACUGAAAUCAUUCAAGAUUUACAGAAUGACCCCUAUGAGGAAAGCCUGAAAGGAGCUGAGAAAUCUGAGGCAUUGUGUUUAAUUAUAACCUUCCCGUAUUAUAUAUUUAUUCAGUUAUUCAUCCUGCAAAUAUUGAUUGACCACCUUUGAUAGGUAAAGCCCUGUAGUAGACCCUCUGAGAGUUACAAGUAUGAAUCAGUCAUGGAUCCUGACCCACAGGAAUGUAAAUAAAGAGAAAGAAUAAAAUCACAUAAGUAAUGAGUUCUGCUAGAGAUAUGGAUUAUAGUUAAGGAGGUUUAAAAAAUGUAUUUCUAAUUCAGUUCAUGGUGAGGAGGGGCUUCAUGGAUCAAGUGGCAUUGAGUUGGGCUUUUAUUAUAAGUAUACUACAUGAUUGUGAGUCAGAGCGGGCCAAGGUCUUGCACGGCUGUGAUCCCAGCACACGGGAAACCUAGGCAGAAAGAAUGCUGCAAGUUUGGGGCCAGCCUGCAAUAGUUAGCAAGACAUUGUCUCAAAAUAAACAAAGAAAAAGAUUGUGACACAGCAUUGCUUCUGCUGAGAUCAGAAAUAGGAGUAGUAGAUCUAUCAGUGUGUUUAAAGCACAGAGUUACUCAAAAGCAAGAAAUGGGACAGAAUAGUCUUGAGAAUUUAGUCACUCGUUAGCUUAGAAUUUUCUUCCUAUUUUCCUGUUAAUUAUAUGCCUUGGAGUCAAACAGAUACGGUUUUGAAUACUAUCUUCCUAUUAGGUGAUCUUGGAUAGUUAUCUGAUUCACAAGUCUGUAAUCCUAACCUAUAAAAUAGAGAAAAUACUUCCAUCUAAUAAGGUUGUUAGGGCAUAAGGAUGUGUAAAUCAUUUAAUCACAUAGCAGAUGUUCAAAAAGUAAAUCAUUUUUUUCCUGCCUCAUUAAUUUUAUUUUUUAGCACACCUUGGGUAAAGGUUCCAGGUAUGUUCCAGUAUAAUCACUUGUUUUACUUUUGAAUCUACAACUUGGAUAGGAUGCAGUGGGGACAGCUCCACUGUUUCAGGCAGCACCAACUGAGGCUGGAGGAGCCAUUUCCUAUGGCUGUCAGUUGGAACUGGGUGUUGGCUGGGAGCUGCCAUUCCUCCGUACAUGGCUUCUCCACAGGUUUGCUAGGGCGUCAUCACACCAUAGCGCUGUGCUACAGGAGACAGUCGUUCAAGGGGCUGGAAAUGCGUGCUGUGCCCUGGUUCUGGGAAUUGUCAUGGCAGCACUUUAUCCAUAUUCUGUUUGUUUAAGACUUACGAGCCGGCCAAGAUUCAAAGGGAGAAGACGGAAGAUUGUGAAAGAAUAUGUGGUCGUUUUUAAUUUGUAGCGGGGUAAGGUUGGAAGUUUUUUUUUUCUUUUUAAUCAAAUUAGUUAAGGCAUUACUUUAAAAAUCAUAGCAACUUGGAAUACAGGCUCAAGAAGUUUCAGGUGAUACAGCUACGAUUCUAGGCAGGUGUUAAUUCUGUAGUAAUUCUCUAAAUGGCAGUAUAGUUAUAAAAUUGGGUUUUGACAGUUAUCCACCUCAACUCCUUACUAUCUAAACAAAGUUUACUUGAAUGGUUACCUGUCUUCAGUAAAGAUUGUUUUUGCA
Chinchilla lanigera (long-tailed chinchilla) is the source of this 2914-nucleotide messenger RNA. It is a transcript of the gene Dnajc15, whose product is annotated as DnaJ (Hsp40) homolog, subfamily C, member 15. The transcript is spliced from 6 exons. The coding region runs from base 296 to 745 and encodes 149 amino acids. The record is from RefSeq and is a predicted model, not a curated record. Gene Ontology annotation, molecular function: ATPase activator activity. Gene Ontology annotation, biological process: protein import into mitochondrial matrix. NCBI's taxonomy places the organism in Eukaryota, Metazoa, Chordata, Mammalia, Rodentia, Chinchillidae. Gene Ontology annotation, cellular component: PAM complex, Tim23 associated import motor.